AGAUGGCGGCUUGUUUCGUCAAUGCCGAUGUUGUGAGAUCUUGGGAAAAGACGGGGAAAACGGAGUUCACGAAGACUUGUAGGAAACUCAUUGAAAGCAACUCAACAUGGAGCCUUGGAUCAAAAUCUUUAAAGACUGCAAUGUACGAAAUUUGCUGGCAAGUGAUGAAAGGAAAUCUGAAAACAGAACAGGCCAUAUCUGCCAUAGGGGAUGUUAUGAAUUUACAGAAAGACAUCCCUUCCCUGAUGGCUGAUGUAUUGAGUAUUAUUGAUCUGGAGACGUCAACCAAUGAAGACAAGAUGCAGCGGGAUCGCUUCAUCUCAGUGGCAGCAGCCUGUGUGAUGUUUAUCCCUGAGCCAGUGCUGAAGGAGAGGUUAGACCAUGACACCCUGGAGAACAUAAGCCUGAUACAGUCCAAAGUACAGUUCACACAGAAAUACGUCAAGGUCAAGACGAAACUUUAUUACAAACAGCAGAAAUUCAACCUAAUGCGAGAGGAGAGCGAAGGGUACGCCAAAGUUAUUACUGAACUGAACCAAGAGAUUACAGAUGACAUCACCCCAACGUCAACUUUACAGACCAUCAAAUCUCUUAUAGGUUGUUUUGAUCUGGACCCUAACCGUGUGCUAGAUGUCAUGUUGGAGUCAUUUGAAUGUCGCUCGACUCUACAUAGCUACUUUGUGCCAUUGAUCAAGUCGUACAUGGCUGAGCAGGGAACAAUAUGCCAUAUCCUAGGAUUCAAGUUCCAUUUCUAUCAGGACCCUGCUGAUGAAACUACUCCUCAGUCGUUGUACAGGGUGGCUGCUUUACUUCUCAAACACAAGCUUGUGCAGUUAGAGGACCUGUACCCACAUCUGUCCCCAGCAGACAGUGCCAUAGCAGAACAACACAAGAAGCAGCUGAUGGAGGCCAAGCAGUAUGCUCGCAGUAAGAGCAUUGUUAGUCUGGCUGACAAAACCGAGGACAAGGAAAAAGACAUUGACAACAAAAUAGACCUGUUUGAGAGCAAUCAGAAGCUUGGAUUGAUCAAAGCUCUGAUAGAGGUAGAGGAUUGGCCUAACGCCAAGUGUAUCAUGGACAGAAUGCCUCCGUUCUUUGCAUCCUCUCACAAAGCCGUGUCUGCAGCUCUCUGUUCUCUGAUCCAUGCCAUCAUGGAGCCCCUGUACAGGAAGCACACAGGUCUUCCCAGCUCUGUAUCCAGGAAGAGGAUGAGGGAUGGCAGUCAGCAGCCAUUGGCUGUGGGGUCCAUCAACUCGUAUCAGGGUUUACACAGACAAGUGUUUCCCAUGCUCAGCUACCUGGGGCCCAGUCUACACAAUGAUGUCCUCCUCAUUGCCAAAAUCAUCCGUCUGGGCAAGGCUUUCAUGAACAUGAGGAGAGAUGGGGGUAUAUCCCCAGAGGAUGACCUGGCUUACUAUGGGUUUCUCACCAUGCUGGAUGAGGUGAUCUUACCCAGCCUCACCCUGCUUCCCUGUAACUGCUCUAUCUCAGAGGAGCUCUGGAGUCUUCUCAAACUCUACCCCUAUGAGCUCAGGUAUCGCUUGUAUGGUCGGUGGAAAAAUGAGACAUGUAACGUACACCCUGCCUUAAUUCGGGCUAAGGCAGACUGUCUGGACAGAGCGAAAUACAUAAUGAAACGUCUUGCUAAGGAGAAUGUGAAACCCUCAGGAAGGCAGCUAGGCAAACUCAGUCACAGUAGUCCCGGUACUGUGUUUGAAUAUGUGUUAUCACAGAUCCAGAGAUAUGACAAUUUCAUUGGCCCUGUGGUGGACUCAAUGAAGUUUCUAACAUCUCUGUCCUAUGACAUGUUGACAUACUGUAUCAUUGAAGCCGUGGCUAACCCAGAAAAGGAGCGUCUGAAGCACGAUGACACCAAUAUAUCACUGUGGUUACAGAGUUUGGCCAACUUUGCUGGGUCCAUAUGUAAAAAGUACCAGAUUGAGCUGACAGGAAUGCUACAGUAUGUAGCCAAUCAACUGAAAGCAGGCAAAAGUUUUGACCUGCUGUUGUUGAGGGAGAUACUACAGAAGAUGGCUGGUAUAGAGAUCUCUGAGGAGAUCACAGAUGACCAGCUGGAAGCCAUGUCAGGAGGGGAGCUUCUCAAGCAGGAGGGUGGAUACUUCUCUCAAGUGAGGAACACCAAAAAGUCGUCCACAAGGUUAAAAGAUGUAUUGUUGGAAAAUGAUUUGGCGUUGUCUCUGUGUAUGCUGAUGGCUCAGCAGAGGGAUGGGGUGAUCUAUCGUGAAGGCGAGGAACGGCAUCUCAAACUUGUGGGCAAACUCUAUGACCAGUGUCAGGACACCCUGGUGCAGUUUGGUAGUUUCCUGUCCAUGCAGCUGAGUACAGAAGAGUUUGUGAAGAGGCUACCAUCUAUAGACAUCCUGGUGUCUACAUUCAAUGUCCCACCAGAUGCUGCAUUCUUCCUCUCCAGAUCUCUGUACACGCAUGGAAUUGCUACAAAGUUUGAUGAACUGAAGAAAAUUGACAAAAGUAACAAGCAAACAUCUAGUCAGCAGAAGUUGCAGAGAUACUUGGAGGCUGUAGAGUCUGUGAUGAGUCCUGUUGUUGAGCUGGUCAGACCGUUGCACACCCCCAAAGUCUGGGAUGAUCUCAGCCCCCAGUUUUAUGUGACAUUUUGGUCCUUGUCCAUGUAUGAUCUGUGCCCCCCUUCUACCAUGUACGAGAAACAACUACAACAGCUCAAGUCACAAAUUGAUGCCAUAGAGGACAACAGAGAAUUGCCCCAGGGUAAGAAGAAGAAAGAGAAGGAGCGGUGUACAAGUCUGAAGGACAAGCUGCAGGAAGAGGAGAAGCGGCAGAACGAUCAUGUGGGUCGCGUAAUGGCAAGACUUAAGCAUGAAAAAGACACCUGGUUUCUCUCCAGAUCCACAAAGAAUGAGACGAUCACCCAGUUCCUGCAGCUAUGUAUCUUUCCGCGCUGUUGCUUCACUGCCAGUGAUGCUGUGUACUGUGCUAAGUACAUACAGAUACUUCAUGAUCUCAAGACCACCAACUUCUCCACCCUCAUCUGUUACGACAGGAUUUUCUGUGAUAUUACCUAUUCGGUGACAAGUUGCACUGAAAAUGAGGCUCAUCGUUACGGGAGAUUUCUUUGUGCAGCCAUGGACACCAUUAUGAGAUGGCACAGUGACCAGGCACUCUAUGAUAAGGAGUGUGCGUCCUACCCUGGCUUUGUGACUGUGUUCAGGAAGGGGGCAGAGGACAGUAACAACAAGGCUGACCAGCUGGACUACGAGAACUACAGACAUGUCUGUCACAAGUGGCAUUUCAGAAUAACAAAGGCGAUGGUGACUUGCUUAGAGUCUGGGAACUACAUCCAGAUACGGAAUGCCCUCAUCAUCCUGACAAAGAUUUUACCUCACUAUCCAAAGAUAUUACAGUUUGGCCAGGCUGUAGAAAGAAGGGUGGACAGGCUGAGACAAGAGGAGAAAGAGAAGAGGCCAGAUAUAUAUGCUCUAGCCAUGGGGUAUUCUGGUCAGCUAAAGGCUAAGAAAUCUUCAUGGGUUCCAGAGAAUGAGUUCCACCUGAAGGAGAAGGACCAGCAGAAAAAUCAGGCCAAGGCUGCCAAUGCUAAAGCUGAUGCUUCAAAGACACCUGCUGUAAAAGAGGCUGCAGCUAAGUGUCCUGAAGCCAAUGGUCAUGCUGCAGAGUCAAAUAAUAAAGAGAAGAAGGAUGGGAAGGCUCCCAGUUCAGUUGAAGUGCGGAAGUCAACAUCAGAGACAGACUCUAGGCACAGUAAAGGAGACCGAGAGAAAACGCACACAAAGAUUAGCAAGAGUAAGACGGAUGUGCAGGCUGACGAGCGUGGGAAGCAUGGACGAGACGAUGACGAGAGGGUGCGGACCGUCAGGGUCAAAGAGGAAGGUCGGGUCAAGGUCAAAGAGGAGAAGGUUUUGCGUUUGAAGGAGGAGAGUAAAGAGCUGGAUCGAGCGUCUAGUGUGGCAUCCAGUGGCAGCCAUGGGUCACAGCGUCGCAGUGCCGAACCCUCCCCCCACACAACUGAGGACAGAGAGCCCAAAAGAAGGAAGAUUGAAGCACCCGUUUCAGGUUCAAAGGAAAAAGUAGGUGCGAGUGAUCACGAAAAACACAAGAGGAGCCCAUCCAAUGACCGAGAUCGGGACAAGAAGGAAAGAAAAAGGGAUCAUAAUCGAAGUAGCCUUGAGAACAAUGGGAAGAAACACUACCAUGAAGAGCGAACAGUCACUGCUUCUGGGUCAAGCAGCAAACAGAACGGCCUCUCUGACAGGGAGGUGCUUCAAUCUUCCAGCAAAAGCCGGCUGAGGGAGGAGAGUGGGCCUUCUCGUGAUUAUGACAAGAGUAAACGGGAAUCGCGGGAGUUGUACAGCGAAACCCGGCGAGUGUCCACGGACAAGGAUCACUCUGCACACUGGGACGUGGACGAAUGGCUGGCCUCGCCCGGAGAAGUGGAAGGGUCCAGGUCUGAGUCUGAGCGUGUCCGCGACGAUAGCAAUCGCAGCUCACCACGGGAACGCCUCUCCUCCAAAGAUCUGAUAUCACCUAAACUAAAAAGGGACCGUGAAGUGGUAGAAGACAGUGCUAGAAGUCGAGAAGAGAAAAAAAAAAUUAAGAAGGAGAAAGGAGAGAGAGACAGGAGUGUAAAAGACAAAGUACGAUCAACAAAGAAAAUACGAAAAUGAUGAAUUGUGAAAGAAGAAACAUGCUUGCCGAAUUUCUGGACACAAGUUUUCAAAUCACACAUAUUCAUCACAUUGUUAUCCACUUGAGAAUUAACUUUAUUUUCAUGAAAAUUAAUUUUGCUUUGUACACAUAAAUUUUUCUCUAAGGCCUGAUGAUUAUGUCUCUUGUUUAAGUCACUGUACAGGGUAGUGUUUGUAGAUCUACACCUUGGAUUCUGUUCUUUACCAUAUUGUGGAUGGAAGAUUCAGAACUGAUAGCUGUGUUUUAAUGUGCCUCCUUGACCCUUAGUAAUGUGUGUGCUAUACAGAACUACAUGACUGUGAUGUUGGGCCAAGCGUGAAAACUUUAAAUUUUUAUUCUGUUAAAAAAAAAAUCGAUGACUGAGAAGUGUGAGAAAAGGGGUUCUUCACUGAAAAGUUACGCCAGAACAUGUGUUAGUGUAAAUGAGAAAUGAUCAGAUCGUUCAUUUGGAUGGUGUGUCGGUGGAGGAUAAUGGCAGUUAGUUAAAUCAGGCUAGAUGUUUACAAAGGGGAAUAUCUACUUUUAUAAAGAAUGAAAUGUAAAACAUUCAUGGUUCAAAGAUGGUUUUUUUAAUACUGUGUUUACCGAGUCAGUACAUCCCAGUUAUUUGUGACGUAUUCAUCAGUACCAUCAGGCAUUAAGUUUUGAUAACAGAAUUUGAGCAAGAGGAAAUCUCAAAUAUAUUGUACAUACAA
This is a messenger RNA of Liolophura sinensis, 5396 nucleotides long. Its product is annotated as THO complex subunit 2-like. NCBI's taxonomy places the organism in Eukaryota, Metazoa, Mollusca, Polyplacophora, Chitonida, Chitonidae. Gene Ontology annotation, biological process: mRNA processing; mRNA export from nucleus. The transcript is spliced from 40 exons. Gene Ontology annotation, cellular component: THO complex part of transcription export complex. The record is from RefSeq and is a predicted model, not a curated record. Gene Ontology annotation, molecular function: mRNA binding. Bases 3 to 4679 code for a protein of 1558 amino acids.